Brassica oleracea var. oleracea is the source of this 1723-nucleotide messenger RNA. RefSeq lists its product as uncharacterized. Gene Ontology annotation, molecular function: sialyltransferase activity. NCBI's taxonomy places the organism in Eukaryota, Viridiplantae, Streptophyta, Magnoliopsida, Brassicales, Brassicaceae. Bases 97 to 1437 code for a protein of 446 amino acids. The record is from RefSeq and is a predicted model, not a curated record. The transcript has 12 exons.
CCUUAUUAGCUCACUCGCAGAUCGGAACAUUCCCGUAGUUACUUUGGAAGAUCACAUCGUCUCCUGAAAAAAUUAGCAGCUGCUCUGAGGGAAUCGAUGAAGAUCUUGCAAUUGAUAUUCCUAUUAGCUUUAACAACUGGAAUCUCUGCUGUUCUCAUCUACAUUAUCGGCGUCUCAAAUCUCUAUGAUUCCGUGGGUUUAGACGAAUCAAAUCGGCUUAGCAAUGAAGAUUUAGAGGCGUUGCAGUCCCUGCAGAACGGAUUCCAGAAGUGCGUCAGUGCAAAUGGCUUGGGACUACAAGCUGCUACUGGUAGAGAUUAUUGUAAAAUAUCAAUAAACUUCCCCAAGGAUACUGUACCCAAAUGGAAAGAUCCUAAGUCUGGAGAGCUUGAAGGACUGUCUUAUGAGUUUGACUUGUGCGAAGCAGUAGCAACUUGGGAACAAGUCAGGAAUAGCUCUACCAUACUCACUAGGGAAUACAUUGAUGCCUUACCAAAUGGAUGGGAGGAUUAUGCAUGGCGCAGAAUCAAUAAAGGAAUACAACUUAAUCGGUGCCAGAAUAGGUCUUUAUGCAUCGAAAAGCUUUCAUUGGUGCUACCUGAAACACCUCCAUAUUUUCCCCGGCAGUUUGAGCGAUGUGCUGUUAUUGGCAACUCUGGUGAUCUUUUGAAAACAAAGUUUGGAAAAGAGAUUGAUACUUAUGAUGCGGUUAUCAGAGAAAACGGUGCUCCAAUUCAAAACUACAAGGAAUAUGUGGGAGAGAAAAGUACAUUCCGUCUUCUUAAUCGAGGGUCAGCAAAAGCCCUUGACAAAGUCGUGGAGUUGGAUGAAAAAAAGGAAGAGGUACUACUAGUAAAAACAACAAUUCAUGAUAUUAUGAACAAGAUGAUUCGGGAAGUUCCAAUAAAAAAUCCUGUGUACUUGAUGCUUGGUGCUUCAUUUGGCUCAGCAGCUAAAGGAACCGGGCUCAAGGCUCUUGAAUUUGCUCUAUCGACUUGUGAUUCAGUGGAUAUGUAUGGUUUCACUGUAGAUCCAGGUUAUAAAGAGUGGACUAGAUAUUUUUCAGAAUCUCGGCAAGGACAUACUCCUUUGCAUGGUAGAGCCUACUACCAGAUGAUGGAAUGCUUGGGUCUCAUUAAAAUACACUCUCCCAUGAGAGCUGAUCCAAACCGAGUCGUGAAAUGGCUGCCAAGUCGCAAAAUAAUAAGAUCUGCAAGAAUCGCAGCGGAGAAGCUCCUAAGGAGAGUUGGAGCAGGAUCUGUAGACCCAUUAGCUUCAUGCUCGAUAGUAAAGAAGAGAAGCAAAAACGAGCGUCCAAUGGUCUCUCACCUCAGAAAACCUGCGAGGGACCAUCAGAAAUUUGUGAGAAGCACGACCAUGUACCCGUUGGAGCACAGUCCAGGACAUAGUCAGCUUUGCAUUACACCAGCUGACUAACGAAAAUGCUUAUAUAGAAAUCGUUUUUUUCCACCAUACACUAAAGCACACAACAGGCCGACGAUGGAUUCAAAAUCAAGUACAUCCCUCUGCAAUAUAGUUAUUAUAUGGAGUUCAAGACCAUCGAGGUCAGAUCUUUCUGGGUAAUCUCUUAGAGGUUAGGGAUUGAUUCUUUUGUUAUCCUGUUUAUCGAAGUUUUCUUCACCAGAGAUAGGUAAAUGUGAGAUAGAACUGGAAGCUAGAGGUCCAUGUCUAAUUUUAAUACAUAAGCAAAUGUUUAAUGUUC